AUGAGCUACUGCAUCAUAGGCGCUGGCAUGGCUGGGUUGGCAGCCGCAAGGCGUGUGCUUGAGGUCGGUGGAGAGGUUACCGUUUUCGAGCGUAUGGAUCAAAUCGGUGGUACAUGGGUGUACACCGAUGAGGUUGGAAUCGAUCGUUUCGGACUGCCUGUCCAUACGAGCAUGUACCGGGGAUUGCGUACAAACCUGCCUAAGGAAGUGAUGGGAUAUCCUGACUUCCCGAUACCAACACAACGCGCUUCGUACAUUGUGUCAGAAGAUAUUUUAUCCUUUUUACGCCUGUACGCUGAUCGGUACAAUAUCGAACGUCAUAUUAAGUUCCAACAUCUAGUAGUACAAAUCCAUCCCAUUGUGGGUGACCGCUGGAUGGUGGAAGUAGAAAACUUAACAACGCAACAAAAGCAGCAGCAUAUCUUCGAUUUCCUGUUCAUUUGCAAUGGUCAUUAUCACACUCCAAACAUGCCGGAUGUGCAGGGUAGAGAUUGCUUCCAUGGUCAGCAACUGCACAGCCAUGAUUAUCGCAGCACAGAGCAUUACAAAGACAAAGCAGUACUCGUCAUAGGAGCAGGUCCUUCCGGUAUGGACAUAGCGCUAGAACUCGCGAAAACAGCACGCCGUGUAACGAUCAGUCAUCAUAUGGAGCGUCUAACCUUUCCGUUCCCUUCCAACCUGUCCCAGCAAAUGGAUGUCGCUCUACUUACCGAAACCGGCGCAAAGUUCACCAACGGUGAGGAGGAAUCUUUUGACGUUAUCCUGUACUGUACAGGAUUUAGAUACAGCUUCCCAUUUCUUGGUGACGAUUGUGGCGUCCAGGUGCAGGAUAAUCAUGUGCAACCGCUCUACAAGCAUUGCAUUAACAUUAACCAUCCAACGAUGGCCUUCAUUGGGCUACCGUUUUAUGUGUGUGCCGCACAAAUGAUGGACCUUCAGGUUCGAUUUUGUUUGCAAUAUUUUACCGGCAAACAGCGUUUACCUCCACCAACUACCAUGCUGAAGGAUAUGGUGCAGGAAAUCGAAGAGCGUUUUCGCCGAGGUUUUAAGAGACGCCAUGCACACAUGAUGGGCCCGGAACAGGGACGGUAUUAUGAUGAUCUAGCCGGCACGGCAGACAUUGAAUCCGUUGCUCCGGUUAUGACAAAGCUACACAACGAGAGUAGUCAACGUUUUGUUGACGAUUUAAUACACUUUCGAGAGGAUGUUUUUAAGAUUGUUGACGAUGAACAUUUUGAAUAUGUGAAACAAUAA
Anopheles marshallii is the source of this 1254-nucleotide messenger RNA. Its product is annotated as senecionine N-oxygenase-like. The transcript has 2 exons. Gene Ontology annotation, molecular function: N,N-dimethylaniline monooxygenase activity; flavin adenine dinucleotide binding; NADP binding. The record is from RefSeq and is a predicted model, not a curated record. Bases 1 to 1254 code for a protein of 417 amino acids. Lineage: Eukaryota; Metazoa; Arthropoda; Insecta; Diptera; Culicidae.